This is a messenger RNA of Procambarus clarkii (red swamp crayfish), 1200 nucleotides long. The record is from RefSeq and is a predicted model, not a curated record. NCBI's taxonomy places the organism in Eukaryota, Metazoa, Arthropoda, Malacostraca, Decapoda, Cambaridae.
AUGGAAGAGUGCGCCCGUCCGUCCCUCGCUGAGGGUGGAGAAGUGCGCCCGCCCGUCCCUCACUGUGGGUGGAAAAGUGCGCCCGCCACCCCGGCCCUCGCUGUAAGUGGAAGAGUGCACCCGCCCGCCCCUCGCUGUGGGUGGAAGAGUGCGCCCGCCCCUCGCUGUGGGUGGAAGAGUGCGCCCGCCCCUCGCUGUGGGUGGAAGAGUGCGCCCGCCCCUCGCUGUGGGUGGAAGAGUGCGCCCGCCCCUCGCUGUGGGUGGAAGAGUGCGCCCGCCCCUCGCUGUGGGUGGAAGAGUGCGCCCGCCCCUCGCUGUGGGUGGAAGAGUGCGCCCGCCCCUCGCUGUGGGUGGAAGAGUGCGCCCGCCCCUCGCUGUGGGUGGAAGAGUGCGCCCGCCCCUCGCUGUGGGUGGAAGAGUGCGCCCGCCCCUCACUGUGGGUGGAAGAGUGCGCCCGCCCCUCGCUGUGGGUGGAAGAGUGCGCCCGCCCCUCGCUGUGGGUGGAAGAGUGCGCCCGCCCCUCGCUGUGGGUGGAAGAGUGCGCCCGCCCCUCACUGUGGGUGGAAGAGUGCGCCCUCCCGUCCCUCACUGUGGGUGGAAGAGUGCGCCCGCCCGUCCCUCGCUGUGGGUGGAAGAGUGCGCCCGCCCGUCCCUCGCUGUGGGUGGAAGAGUGCGCCCGCCCGCCCUUCACUGUGGGUGGAAGAGUGCGCCCUCCCGUCCCUCACUGUGGGUGGAAGAGUGCGCCCGCCCGUCCCUCGCUGUGGGUGGAAGAGUGCGCCCGCCCGUCCCUCGCUGUGGGUGGAAGAGUGCGCCCGCCCGCCCGCCCGUCCCUCGCUGUGGGUGGAAGAGUGCGCCCUCCCGUCCCUCGCUGUGGGUGGAAGACUGCACCCGCCCGCCCGUCCCUUACUGUCGGUGGAAGAGUGCGCCCGCCCUCUCGCCCGCCCUUCACUGUGGGUGGAAGAGUGCGCCCGCCCACCCCUCGCUGUGCGUGGAAGAGUGCGCUCCCCCGCCCCUCACUGUGGGUGGAAGAGUGCGCCCGCCCACCCCUCGCUGUGCGUGGAAGAGUGCGCCCGCCCGCCCGCCCUUCACUGUGGGUGGAAGAGUACGCCCGCCCGCCCUUCACUGUGGGUGGAAGUGCGCGCCCGCCCGCCCUUCACUGUGGGUGGAAGAGUGCGCCCGCCCGCCCCUCGCUGUGGGUAG